GGUAAUCUUCUACUUCCAUCAAUGGAUUCGAAGUUGAUAUAAAAGACAUUAAGGAAUUCACUUCGCAGUCAUAGAAGAAAUCUUUCAGUGAAUUCUAGUUUGUUCUUGUUUCAAAAUCAAUCAAAAUAAAAUGUUAAGAUCUAUUAUUAUUAUUUGCUGCGGCUAUCAUUUGGCUGCUGCAGCAGCAGUACCAGCUUCAGAUAAUGGCUAUCAUGGACUUAAUCUAGACGACUACUCACUAUUGAAAUCACAACUUGCUCCACUUUAUACAGAACCGAUUUUCAAAGGCUAUCCACAGCCCCUCUAUCUUUCACCACUGCCAAAAGAAACUUUUCUUCCUGCUCCCAUAUAUGCACCAGCAGCCUCUAUUUUCAAGGUCCCUGCACCAAUCUACACAGCACCAGUUCUCAAAGAAGCUGCCCCUGCAGAGGCCGCUGUUCCUGUUGUCAAAGCUGUUGCUCCUGUUGUAAAAGCCGUUGCACCUGCUACAAGUUACGCCAGCGUUACAAAAUAUCACAUUUCUCAUGGUCCUGCAAAGAAGGUUGUUGUUCCUGUUGCUCCAGUUGUAAAGGAAAUUUCUUACGAUAAUUUGUAUGGAUAUCAUUGAUUCUAUAGAAGCCACUCAAAACCUUGGACUGAUUUUAAUUUAAUUGUUGUAUCUUCUUUUGAUAUUAAAUAAAUCAUAGGGU
Harmonia axyridis is the source of this 689-nucleotide messenger RNA. Its product is annotated as proline-rich protein 2-like. The transcript has 3 exons. Bases 131 to 607 code for a protein of 158 amino acids. The record is from RefSeq and is a predicted model, not a curated record. NCBI's taxonomy places the organism in Eukaryota, Metazoa, Arthropoda, Insecta, Coleoptera, Coccinellidae.